AUGGAAAGAUACAAUGUAGAGAAACUAAUUGGUGAGGGUACAUAUGGUGUUGUUUCAAAGGCUGUAGAUACGACAACAAACAAGACAGUUGCUCUUAAAAAGAUUAGAAACGUUCAACAAGCCGCACAUCAAGGUGUUGGGUUCUCAGCUAUUCGUGAAAUGAAAAUGUUACAAGAACUUAAACAUGAAAAUAUUAUAGAUUUAUUGGAUGUAUUUCAACACAAGAGUAAUAUGUAUUUGGUAUUUGAAUUGAUGGAAUGGGAUUUGGAAAAGAUCAUUAUGGAUAAAUCAAUCAUUCUCAAACCAUCAGACAUUAAGAGUUAUAUGAAAAUGUUAUUACAAGGUUUGGAUGCAUGUCACAAAAAUUGGAUAUUACAUAGAGAUUUAAAACCAAACAAUUUGUUGAUUGGUGGUGAUGGUAUUUUAAAAUUGGCUGAUUUUGGUUUGGCAAGACAAUAUGGUAGUCCAAACAAAGUAUAUUCUCCACAAGCCGUUACAAUUUUCUAUCGUGCACCAGAACUAUUAUUUGGGUCUAGAUCAUAUGGACCAAGUCUUGAUAUAUGGUCAGUUGGAUGUAUUUUUGCAGAACUUAUGUUACGUACACCCUAUCUACCAGGAACAUCAGAGAUUGAUCAAUUGGCAAAAAUAUUUGCUGCUCUUGGAACUCCCAAUGAAACCAUUUGGCCUGGAGUAACAAGUUUACCAAAUUAUAUUAAAUUUACAGAUUUCCCAGCAACACCAUUUAAACAACUUUUUACAGCUGCUGGUGAUGAUGCCUUGGAUUUAUUAAGCAAGAUGCUUACCUUUAAUCCAUCAGCUAGAUGUUCUGCAACUGAAGCUUUGAAUCACCCAUAUUUCACCAAUAAUCCCAAACCAACCAACCCACGUGAUCUACCAAGACCAAACGUUAGAUCACCAAUGACAAUUGAUGUUAAUCCAGUUUUAGGUUCAGGGUUCAAGGAUAAACCAGGUCAAAACUUAAAUCAUUCUUUAAAUUUAGCAAAUAAUUAA
Molecule: messenger RNA, 1011 nt
Organism: Cavenderia fasciculata
Lineage: Eukaryota; Evosea; Eumycetozoa; Acytosteliales; Cavenderiaceae
Gene: cdk7
Product: p34-cdc2 protein
Exons: 5
Coding region: 1-1011 (336 amino acids)
Biological process (GO): protein phosphorylation; positive regulation of transcription by RNA polymerase II
Cellular component (GO): transcription factor TFIIK complex; transcription factor TFIIH holo complex; cytoplasm
Molecular function (GO): RNA polymerase II CTD heptapeptide repeat kinase activity; ATP binding; cyclin-dependent protein serine/threonine kinase activity
Source: RefSeq, a predicted model, not a curated record